UGAUAGGACCAGUUAAAACACUUGCCAUUCAGCUCGGAAAUUAUGAAGUAGUUUGAUUUUCCUACCUGUUGCAUAUGGAGUUGAAUUUUUUGAAUGGGAGCAUGUGGCGGUAUUGAUCACGGUAGAGUGGUGAAGCAUUGCUAUGUUUGAGGCCGGGCUAUGCUCUGCAAUGCAAAAUCAAUUAUAAUGUCAUGAAUUUCUUACUUAAAGGCAGCGAUGGCUUUUUUGUAUUUUUACAUCGAAUUGCCUUUACUGAAGCAAGGCUUAGAGAGAGAGCUUAAACGCAUAAAAGGCUAAGUGACUGCCAUCUGUUAUCCUGGAAUGGCUACUGUUUUACACAGUUCUGUGAUUCCGUGAUAUGUUGUGAUGGAAGUGGAAACAUUAUUGUUGCUUGUCGGGCUACUUGUGCAGUUCAUUGAAGGAAGAGGAGAUUUGCCUUACCUGGUGAACGCUGAGAAGGAGCCCGCAGCAGAAGUUGAUCUUGCCACAAACGAUCGUAUUUAUGUAAAAAAUAAAAUCUAUAUGCCAACAUUAGGAUCACUCCCAAGGCUCAAGAGAGAUACAAAGCCCCAGGUAUUAGACACGAAAAAUAAUUUGCAAAAGGUGACAAUUGAAGUGGAGCGUUUGUUCGAUAGCUUGAAUAAAAGGCGGAGUGAAAUUGACCGUCCGGCGAAGGAGAACGAGAAUGAAAAUGAAGUUACUGUAGUUAUAGAAGAUGAUGGGGAUGGAGACGAUGAAGAGAGUGAUAAUGUUGAUGCUCGGAGCACUGGAGAAAAUUCAAGUGGAGAUGGGCCUGGUUAUACCAUUAUUCUGGACAAUACAAACGGAAUAAGCGAGGCAUCAACGCCAAAAAGUACAUCUAGUGAUUUUUCAAAGAUGAUAGCUUCGUACGAUAAGAUGAACAAAAAGUUUGAAACGUUUUUGUCGGAAGAAAAAAACCACAUUCCAAGAAAUGUUGUGCCGACGGUGGCAGAGUCCCGAUCUAUCGCAGGGACAAAAUCUGAUAUAAAAAAACGUGCUCCUUCAAUUGCAGUAAAGACCACUCGAGGACAUGAAAAUGUAGCGAAAAGUACGAUAGAAGCUGAUAUUGAGAAACUGAAGAGACUGAAAGAAAAACUAGAGAUGGAAAGCAAUGCUAUUGAAAAUGGCUGGCAGAAUGAUCUCAAGGAGGGUAGAUCUAAGAUAAACAAUUGGAAUUCUUCUACUGGACAAAUGAUCCAAGCAAUCGAGGACUCAGAUAACAGUAAAGCAACUAACCAAAGAAAUGCAGGUGGAUAUGGGAAAGCAAAGGAGGGCGUGAAAGAAGGUAGCAAGCAAGGGAUGAUGGGACUUAAAGUAAGCAACAAGGCAACAAACAAAAGUACAGUUGGUUCUGAAAGCUAUCAACGCAGCGAAGCUGCAGACGACAUGAAAAGCUGGAGAAAGACAAGGCCGACAGGGGGUAGGCCAACAAAUGCGAGAGCAAGUACUCAGGGCGAGUUUCCACUGAAAAGCACGAGAAAGUUUUCCCCUACCCCAAAAGCUUCGAGUGCAUCUAUUAAAUCCACAAAAAGCUCUAAUUAUAGCGGAGGAAGUGGUACCAAAAUCCCAGUUCGCCGGGUGAUUCAUCCACGAAAAGCCGGUGCGAUGAUAGAAUACUUGAAUAAGGAUCCUUUAGAAUCGUGGUUCUACAAGUAUCAAAGUUUGCAAGCCCUGGGCCUAAAUUCCACUAUGUUGCGAAGUGGCUUGGUGAAUGCUGGCUCAAUUGACAGGUUGAAAGGUGUUAUGGAGAGGGCUUUAAAGGGCGAGGAUAUAACUCUGAGCGUUGUUGGGGGGUCAAUAAGUGCAGGUGGUGGUUUGUACAAAGAUGAAAGUAGUAUAGCGGGUCUAUAUUACAAGGGUGUUGUCGAUUGGUGGAACAAGGUAAUCACGCCACUAACUGGAGCUCAAAUGAAAGUGAAUAACAUAGCAAUAGGCUCAAUCGGUACAGACUACUUUUCCUACUGUUUGGAAUGUCACAUAUCAAACGACUCGAAUAUAGUUAUUUGGGAGUUAUCGGGUAAUGACUACAAUCGCUAUCUAAAAACACCGACCAAGGGAGCGAAACCCCUUGAGAGACUCACGCGGAUGGCCCUGCAACUUCCACGCAAGCCUGCGAUAAUUUAUGUUAAUUUUUUCAAAGGAGUUGAUUACAAAAAGACGAAGAAAAACUGCCCUAACUUUGAGGAUCAGGGAGAGGACAUAAUUGCUCAUUUUUAUAAAGUACCAUCCUUGAGUUGGAGGGCAAUGGUUUGCGAAUCUCUCAUUAAUCAAAACCCUUUAUUUACCUUAAAGACAUUAUUUUGCAAAGACCAAUACCAUCCGUCGCUUUUAGCGCAUGCCCAGAUGGCCUUACUGCUCAUACUUCACCUUCGACACGUGAUGCGAUCAGUUCUUCAAUACGCAAAUGGUCACGAUGGGAUCUUGCCAAAUUUUGCAUCGCUGUAUAAUCUUCCGGCUCCGUUAUUCGUCGGGUUGGAGCAUCCCACCCCGCUUUGCUGGACUUUGAUAGCCCCCGAUUUUAAAGAGUCGAUCUAUAAUACUCUAAGCGUAAAAGUUCUCGAUGAAAAUGGGUUUAAACUCGAGUAUGCCACUAACUUUCCGAUUAGAUUUGAUCGUGUAAUUUGUUGGAAAGCAGAAAAGGUUGGUGCUGUAAUCAAGUUUCAAAUAACAUUGCCCGAGGAGAAAGCUUCAAAUGCAACAAUCAAAGGGAAUACCCGAAGCAAAUUUGAAAUUGCACUCACAACCCAUACGCGAUUCGGUGGUCGAGCUGAAGUUUGGCUGGAUCAGCGACCUAGCAGCCCAAUUGUCAUCCAAGAAGGAAGACCAAAUGAUACAGGAAAAAGAACUCAGGUGGAUCUUCUUACUCAAGAUGCUGAACCCGGCGUUCAUACUUUGAAUCUUCGAGCAAUUAAAGAAGGCUUCUGUUUAUCUUCAAUAAUGGUUUUUUGAUCAUUUUCAGGUCAUCGAUUACUCACAAAUAUUGGAUGAUAUUGUAAUGGUUUGGACUUUUUUGUUAGGUAUAUCUUUUAUAAUUUGAAUCAUUUAGAAAAUUUUUAUUAAGAAAAGCUGGAUAAAGUUCAGUGCUAUUCUUAAUUUUUUUUGCUAACUUUUUUUCUGUGAGAUAUUUCUUGAUUUUCGUGUCUCUCUGUAGAAAAACCAAAUUACCACAACUUGCAUUUGGAAAUGGCAAAUAUAAUGUCAAAUUGUACAUUGACUCACUGUCUUAAAAAAUUGGAAGUUUUGUGAUUUAAACAAAAAAACUACACGCAUAUCGAGAAGGGCUGAAAUGAUAGCAGUUUCUCCGCUGGCUCAACUUUGAAAAAUUCUAAUCGAAUGAAAAGAAUGAUUAUUAAAGUAUGUUUCUUGUAUGCUGACACAAACUGGUCAAAUAUUUGUUUGUCAUACCCAACGAGCUCACAAAGAUCGUAAAGCGUUUUGAAUCCCACGCCAAUGACGAAGUUAAUCCCAAAAAUAGACUUAGAAAAGUUUUUCAGAUGAAAGUGACAAGCAGUGGUCUACAUACCAUAGUAAUCCAAAUAAGCCCCCAUCUCGAGUUAGCCCCCUCUUGGAUAAUUUACCUCUCAAAUAAGCCCCCUUACAAACGUUAGGUUUUUAAUAAGCCACAUUCUCGAAUAAGCCCCCUUCAUGUAAACAGGCCCUAAGAUAGUGUAGGUCUCCUCAAGGUUUUAUCCCUGGUCCAUUCAUUUUGUCCUUAACAACUCAAAAUUUGCCUGGAAGUCGUAGAACUAGAAUUUUGAGAAUGAUUCAUCAUUUGUCUCUUGAAACUCCUGAAAACAAUUAUCUUUAAACAGGAAAUAUAUGGAAGAUUCGGUCUUUAUUUGUUUGAAUACAAUAAACUAUUACAGAGUUUUAACUAUGAAAUGGAGAGUUUUUCCCAAAAAUUGUUGGAACGGCUUUCUUGUCUAUCCAAAUGUUCAUUUGUCAUCGUUAGACUUUCCGGUACUCGGUUUGUAUCAAUUAUCGUUUCCAUUUUCUUUCAAAUCCAAAAUUAGUUGCACAACACUCAAAGAGUGGUGUAUCGAUCACAGCUUUUGUGACAAU
Rhopilema esculentum is the source of this 4083-nucleotide messenger RNA. RefSeq lists its product as uncharacterized. The record is from RefSeq and is a predicted model, not a curated record. NCBI's taxonomy places the organism in Eukaryota, Metazoa, Cnidaria, Scyphozoa, Rhizostomeae, Rhizostomatidae.